Molecule: messenger RNA, 1617 nt
Organism: Penicillium olsonii
Lineage: Eukaryota; Fungi; Ascomycota; Eurotiomycetes; Eurotiales; Aspergillaceae
Source: the annotation of a GenBank genome assembly
AUGAGCCUGCUGGAGGUCGUCGCCUGCGCGUUGGGCCUUAUCGCCGAGCCAAAAUCCGACGACCCCAUUCUCCGAUGCAGUGAGAUCGACCUGCAGGACUUCCUCUUCAACCACCCCCAGAAAGCUCUCGAUCUCGCACACCAAAAAUUACACGUUUUCCCCUUCAAGGAUGUGAAGGACCACUGGCGGCGACUCUACACUGACGCGUCUAUCGUCAAGGCCUGCGUCAUCAUCAUCACCAAAUGCCGCCUGAGCGCGGUCUCAUUCGACCAGCAACUCGAUGUGCCCCAACUCAUUGAAGACCUCGAGAAGCCUCAGCCUUGCCCUCGGAUCGGAUUGAAUGCACCAUGGAUCUCAGAAGUCGUCGAGGCCCUGGACAUGGCCAAGAUCAUGACUGGAGCCCCCCGCCGCGAGGAAUUGAUUGAAUGUUUACUGGCUGCGUUGCAGUCAGCCACAGCGCCUUCAAAGCCUGCUGUAAACGGCGAUAGCGAUAACGACAGAGAAGACUCGCGACCCAAGCGCAGAAAACUCUCGCCUCCUCUAUUCCCCCCGAACGCGUUCCCGAGCCCUCACAUUGAACAUCCGAUUCCGCGGGUGUCGGCGCCAUCAUUCGAUUCCAUCGAGCAUCAUAUCCAAGAUAUCCGCACCCCACUAGUCAUCACCGACGCAAUUGAACACUGGCCCGCCAGGACAACGCGCUCAUGGGCGUCGCGCGAGUAUUGGUGGGGUCGCACAUUCGGCGGCCGCAGACUGGUGCCAAUCGAGACGGGGAGAUCAUACACCGAUGAAGAUUGGGGGCAAAAGAUUGUUCCCUUCAAGGAAUUUGUGGAUAAACAUCUUUGGCAUGGUAAUGAAGUGCCCGACCAAACUCAGAAAGACGAAGACCAGGACCAUCACGACACAUACACAGCUUACAUGGCCCAACAUGACUUGCUUUCGCAAAUACCCAGCUUGCGCAGUGAUAUCAGUGUCCCGGAUUAUUGCUACAUUACACCUCCAGGACCGGAGCCCGGAACACCGGUAUACGAGAGUAAAAAGCGCGCACUUGAAGAAGCGCAAUCGAAGAUCCAGGCAUCUGAAUCAUGCGCCGACCCGAAGCAUCACCAAAAAGAUACUAAAGAUGAAGAGGAAAAUGCAUCGGAUACAGAGUCACUCAUGGGCCUUCCAUGCGAUCCGUUGAUCAACACUUGGAUUGGUCCUGCGUCAACUAUCUCUCCCCUCCACCAUGACCCCUACCACAACAUCUUCACGCAGGUUGUCGGCACAAAGUACAUUCGUUUGUAUUCACCACACACGCCUGCAUCGCAGAUCCACCCCCGGGGCUCGGAGGUGGUCACAUCUGUAGACAAGACAGCCGAGCCAGACCCGGUGACUGGGGCCCAGCCAUUGGUCAGUCAUUCAAUUGACUCGUCGAACACCUCCAAGGUGGACUUGGCAGCCAUUGAGUUCUCGCCGGCCGAAUACGAUGAGUGGGAAACCAAGUGGCCCGGGUUCUUGGAUGCCGAGUACGUGGAGACUGUCCUCCACGAAGGUGAAUGCCUUUACAUUCCCGUCGGAUGGUGGCAUUAUGUUCGUGGUCUGAGGGCUGGCGUCAGUAUCAGCUUUUGGUGGCAAUGA